Molecule: messenger RNA, 2380 nt
Organism: Peromyscus eremicus (cactus mouse)
Lineage: Eukaryota; Metazoa; Chordata; Mammalia; Rodentia; Cricetidae
Gene: Ptk6
Product: protein tyrosine kinase 6
Exons: 8
Coding region: 628-1983 (451 amino acids)
Biological process (GO): innate immune response; cell surface receptor protein tyrosine kinase signaling pathway; cell differentiation
Cellular component (GO): extrinsic component of cytoplasmic side of plasma membrane
Molecular function (GO): non-membrane spanning protein tyrosine kinase activity; ATP binding; signaling receptor binding
Source: RefSeq, a predicted model, not a curated record
UGCCAUGCCUAGAUCUAGUUCUGUCAGUGUCUGGGGGGGUGGACACCUGCCCAGGGAGGCGGCUGUUAGGACUGUCAAGUCCUGCAUAACUCUCAGUAUUUGUGAGUGUGUGCAGGAGGGAAGCCUCCAUUAGCAGAAGGCACUGGCCAGUCUAGGAGAGUUUUUUAUGUAGAAAAAGCAGCACCUGGCUCUCUACUCUGUUCCUUGUGUGCUCUAGCAACCUGCCCACUAUCCUUGAAACUUCCCUCCACUGCUCCCCUCUCCAUCCUUGGGCUCCAAGACUCACACCGCAGGGGCUGAGGGUUCAGCUGAUACCUGUAUGCUCGCCAUCUAGUGGGAUGUUCCUUGUAACUGUGACUGGGUCUUGUCAAGGGGUGGUUUAGAUGACAGACUUCCGCUGAAGAUGAGUGUGAACAUUCGCAUGAUUUGAUUCUGAGGACAAAAGAACGUAAAGGGCCAGAAGGGCCUUUGGGGUGGAGACAGGAUAGUCCAAUGGGUGCUGGGUGUGGCUGCUCUCCUUUCAGGAGGAAGUAGGUAUGACUAGCUUACCGGGAAAAGCCCUGCCUACUCCUCCCAGCAGCAAGUGUCCAUACACAGCUCACAGUUGGCUCUGCCCUUGAGCCUGCCAUGUCGUCGUGGGACAAGGUGCACCUGGGCCCUAAGUACAUGGGCCUCUGGGACUUCAAGGCACGAACAGAUGAGGAGCUGAGCUUUAAGGCAGGAGACCUCCUGCAUGUUACCAGGAAGGAGGAACAGUGGUGGUGGGCCACCUUGCUGGAUGCGGCAGGCAAGGCCUUGGCUGAGGGCUAUGUGCCCCACAAUUACCUGGCUAAGAAGGAAACUGUGGAGUCUGAGCCGUGGUUCUUUGGUGACAUCUCCCGCUUAGAGGCCACGCACAGGCUGCAGGCUGAGGACAACUCAAAGGGUGCCUUCCUGGUCAGAGUCAGCCACAAGGCAGGAGCAGACUAUGUUCUCUCUGUGCGGGACACUCAGGCCGUGCGACAUUACAGGAUCUGGACAGACGAUGUGGGCCGGCUGCAUCUGAAUGAGGCGGUGUCCUUCCCCAGCCUGACUGAGCUUGUGGACUACCACAAGAUCCAGAGCCUGUCCCAUGGCCUGCAACUGACUAUGCCCUGCUGGAAGCACAAAACUGAGCCCUUGCCCCACUGGGAUGACUGGGAGAGGCCAAGGGAGGAGUUCACACUCUGUAAGAAGCUGGGGGCCGGCUACUUUGGGGAGGUCUUCGAAGGGCUCUGGAAAGGCCAGGUCCGUGUGGCUGUGAAGGUGAUCUCUAGAGAUAACCUCCUGCACCAGCACACCUUCCAGUCUGAGAUCCAGGCCAUGAAGAGGCUGCGGCACAAGCGCAUCCUAGCACUGUACGCUGUGGCAUCUGCAGGGGACCCCGUCUACAUCAUCACGGAGCUCAUGCCCAAGGGGAGCCUGCUGCAGCUAUUACGGGACUCUGAUGAGAAAGUCCUGCCUAUGUCGGAGCUGGUGGACUUUGCAUCACAGGUUGCUGAGGGCAUGUGCUACCUGGAAUCUCAGAAUUACAUCCACCGUGACCUGGCUGCUAGAAAUGUUCUCGUGGCAGAGAACAAUCUCUGCAAAGUGGGGGACUUUGGGCUGGCCAGGCUUGUCAAGGAGGACAUCUACCUUUCCCAUGACCACAACAUCCCCUACAAAUGGACAGCACCUGAGGCACUCUCCCGAGGGCAUUACUCCAUCAAAUCUGACGUCUGGUCUUUUGGAGUUCUCCUCCAUGAAAUUUUCAGCAGGGGGCAGAUGCCCUACCCAGGCAUGUCCAAUCAUGAGGCCUUCCUGAGGGUGGAUGCCGGCUACCGCAUGCCAUGCCCCCUGGAAUGCCCACCCAACAUGUACAAGCUGAUGCUCAGCUGUUGGAGCCAGGAUCCCAAGCAGAGACCUUGCUUCAAAGAACUGUGUGAGAAACUCUCAGGCAUCACCAGGUAUGAGAACCUGGUCUGAGCUCCUUGGACGUGGCCAGGACCCACAGAAGAGAGGCUUCAUGAUUAUCCUGGACCUCCACUGAAGGUGUGCACCAUACUUCAGCCUACUGAGAUGAGGGGAUAGGAAACACACCAAACAUACCUCAGAUACUGCAUGCUGUCAAGAAAAGAGUGAAGAGGGUGCCAUACUACCUUCCUACCUACACUCUUCCAGGAGGCAGUCCACAAAAUCCAGGCAGCCAUCCUGUCUUCUUCCUCUCUUCUCCUGUGAAGAUUUCAUGUGACAGAGAAGCCAAGAGUCUAAGCAACAGGCCUGUGGAAUUCUUAACAGCAUAUCACUUUCAGAGCAUACCUGUCCUUGGUCACUCCUCUGCUCAAUUGCGCACACACACACACACACACACACACACACACAC